AAAGUUUCACUUCUUCAACUUUGUUAAACCUAACGAAAUAUCAACGAAAAACAAAACCCUAGCAGUUUCAGUUGUCCUCAACCUUGCAAAUUAAGCUCGCCGUUCGUUGAUUCUUCAAUUUCUUCACCGUACCAUCUCUACCUACUGUUAAUCUUCAGAUAGCAGAUUCACAAUGGCAUCAUCUUCGAUGGACGUCGACACUGUCAUAACUGAACCAAAAGUUUUACCUCCGAAGCCUCAAUUUGAGCCACUAAAGCCUCAUGAGAUGUCUAGUGGUCAGGUUCAGUUUCGCAAGGUAUCUGUCCCGCCGCAUCGUUACACUCCUCUCAAGAAAAUUUGGAUGGAGAUCUAUACACCUGUAUACGAGCAGAUGAAAAUCGACAUCCGAAUGAAUUUGAAGGCGCGGAAAGUUGAGUUGAAGACGAGGCGCGAUACUCCGGAUAUAAGUAACCUUCAAAAGUGUGCUGAUUUUGUCCAUGCUUUUAUGUUGGGUUUUGAUGUUAUUGAUGCUAUUGCUAUUCUGCGGUUGGAUGAGCUUUAUGUUGAGUCGUUUGAGAUUAAGGAUGUUAAGACGCUUCGAGGGGAUCAUUUGUCUCGGGCUAUUGGAAGAUUGUCGGGUAAAGGUGGUAAAACUAAGUUUGCAAUUGAGAAUGCAUCGAAGACUAGGAUUGUGAUUGCUGACACCAAGAUUCAUAUUUUGGGAUCGUUUGCGAACAUCAAGAUUGCUAGGGAUUCUCUAUGUUACCUGAUUAUGGGAUCACCAGCGGCAAAGGUUUAUUCUAAAUUGAGGGCGGUUACUUCUAGAAUGGCUGAAAGGUUUUGACUUUAUAGUGAAAAGUUAUAAAAUAGGGUUAUUUAUGAGUUUAUGAAUGUUUGAACAAUUGUUUCUGAAAUAUCAAAUUUUGGUUAUUUUCUUGUGUUGUAAUGAGAGAAUUACUUUUUUUCUUUUGAACUUUCAUGAUUUUCAUUGACAAUUGCAAAGUUAAUCAAUUUGAAAAGUGUUUGUAUUAGUUAUGUUGAUUUAAACAUAUUCAUGUAUGAAAAAUGUCAUGAUCAUUGAGA
Molecule: messenger RNA, 1062 nt
Organism: Vicia villosa (hairy vetch)
Lineage: Eukaryota; Viridiplantae; Streptophyta; Magnoliopsida; Fabales; Fabaceae
Exons: 2
Coding region: 173-823 (216 amino acids)
Cellular component (GO): nucleolus
Molecular function (GO): RNA binding
Source: RefSeq, a predicted model, not a curated record